Setaria italica (foxtail millet) is the source of this 4089-nucleotide messenger RNA. RefSeq names its product protein FAR1-RELATED SEQUENCE 9. Bases 223 to 2562 code for a protein of 779 amino acids. The record is from RefSeq and is a predicted model, not a curated record. Gene Ontology annotation, biological process: regulation of DNA-templated transcription. Gene Ontology annotation, molecular function: zinc ion binding. Lineage: Eukaryota; Viridiplantae; Streptophyta; Magnoliopsida; Poales; Poaceae. The transcript has 6 exons.
CGACUUCUCUGUUCUCUCUCGGCCUCGGUCUUCCUUCCCUAGCGGCGACGACCGGCCGAGUUGCGCUGCCCGUUGUUCGUCGAGCGACGGGCGCUUCGCCGGCGACGAACAUCGUCCGGCAGGGUUAUUGGGUGUACACAUGUACAAAUUAUUGGGUGAUUUUACCUAUACUGGGUCCGCCCCUGCAGCGGUUGCCUUAUUGAUGGACCUAGCUGGGUAGAAAUGGAUAGCAGUCAAGAUUCCCAAGAAGAGAGGCACCAAAGAAGGGAGAAUGGUGAAGAAACAGAAAAGGCAGCUGAUUAUGGGAGUGCUUUGAGCCGCAAGGAGGCAACAGAAGAGCUCCUUGGUUGCAUAGUCCAUAGUGAGGAAGAGGCAUACAGACUGUACUGCGACUAUGGGCAUCGGAUCGGUUUUAGUGUGCGAAAGGGCAAGCAGUCCUACUUUAUCGGUACCAAGAAUAUUCGAACAAAGGACUACUACUGCUCAAAGGAAGGGCUUAAGUAUGAUGAGCCUGUUACAGAAGCAAAUUUCAAUCGACCAGACACAAGAACUAAUUGCAAAGCAAUGAUCCGCUUUAGGGUUGACGAGAAGGGGCGAUGGACAGUCAUACGCUUUGUUCCUGUGCAUAAUCACCAAUUGGCGAAACCUGGGGAAAGGCACAUGCUGAGAUCAGCCAAGUCGCUUGCUUUUGGCAAAUCAGGUGUUAUAGAUCCAUCAGCAUCUACAGAGUCACAUCCAAUAAAUGGUUUCUCGGAUACAAUCGAAGGUGAUACAGCUGAUAAUUCAGGGUAUACUAUAAGGGAGUGUUACAAUCAAGUGGGCAUGCAGGGUAUUACGGUUAUUGAGGCAGGCGACGGCCAAAGUCUUGUCAGCUAUUUCAAGCGUAGAACCAACGAGGAAGGCAUGUUUUAUUGGGAUGUCCAAGUUGAUCAAGAAGGGCGCAUGACCAACUUCUUCUAUAGGGAUGGUAAAUGUAGAAAUGAUUAUGGCUGCUUUGGAGAUGCUAUUAUAUUUGAUACAACCUACCGCACUAAUAAAUAUAACUUGAUAUGUGCCCCAUUUGUUGGUGUUGACCACCACUGGCAGAAUGUUGUUUUUGGCUGUGCAUUCUUGUUAGAUGAGUCUGUAGCUUCCUAUGUCUGGUUAUUUAAAUCAUUCUUGGAGUCAAUGGGAGGGAAGUCACCAAAAUCAAUAUUCACUGAUCAGGAUGAAGCCAUUAUGCAGGCAGUUGAGCAGGUUUCCCUAACACACACAUUGCUUUUCCUACUGGCAUAUUCUGAAGAAUGCACAAUCUCAUUUAGCUCACUAAAUACAUCACAAGCAUUUCAACAUUUGUUUAUGCAAGGAUCUGACUCAGAAGAGGAUUUUGAGGAAUCAUGGACUGCAAUGCUCCGUGAAUACAAACUACAGGAUAAUAGCUGGCUGAAUGACCUUCAUAGGUUCCGUCAUAAAUGGUGCUCAGCAUUGAACAAGGAUACAUUUGAUGGAGGGAUCAAUUCUUCUCAAUGGGGGGAGGUUUCAAAUAAUAUUCUCAGUGGAAUUUCUGAUGAAAAUACCUCUCUUACACGUUUUGCCCUCUUGCUAGAAAAGGUUGUUAAGGAUCUACGGAGAAAUGAAUCUGAAGAGGAUUUUCGCUGUAGCCAAACUGCUCCAGUUCGUGCAGUUAAGCAUAGUACAGUUCUGAAGCAGGCUGCAGAAUCAUAUACACAUCGGAUCUACAAAUUAUUUGAGGCAGAAUUUCUGGAUGGAUGCGGAGCAACUUCAUGUCAUGAAACUUCAAGUGGUGGAAAUCUAUUGAGGUUUGAAAUUACGAUGCAGGGGAGAGGUUCAAAAGUAUGGGCUGUUGCUCUUGACACUUCUACCAUGGAAAUCACUUGCGGUUGCAGAAAAUUUGAAAGGAUGGGUCUUCUUUGUUCACAUGCCCUCAAAGUCUUCACCCUGCAGAAUGUGGACACAAUUCCAGAAAAAUAUGUUUUGAAACGAUGGACAAAAGAUGCCCGGAGAAGCAUGUUUAAACUUGCUCAAGAUGAUUCAACCCAACAGGAAUGCACAGAGGCUGAACUUGCAUAUCGCAAUCGGGCAAUGCAGUACGCAUAUAACCUAAUUAUGAAGAGCCAGGAAUUGGAAGAAUCAAGAAAAAUAUUCUGGGACUCCCUUGAAACUGGAGAGAAGGCGCUUGAAGUGUUCUUUGAAAUGAGAAACAUGCGCACUCAAGCUGCCAAAGAUGCUAGUAAUAGAGAGAAAAAGAAGAAAAAACCAUCAAAAGGACCAAACUCAAAAAAAGCAAAACAAGCCCCAGCAGCUUCCUCAGCUGGUCUGGAGCUGAUUGUCCAAACUAAUGAGCAUCAAUAUCAACCUUCACAAGAUGCUCAGGGUAAUGCAACGAUUGGAAGGCCAUAUUAUUAUCAGCAGGCUUUUCCAACUGCCCCUAUCCAACCAAAUCAGAUGUAUAUGCAUCCGAAUGUGCACACAAUGCCCCUGUGCACAUCACAGCAGGAUCAUCUGCCUGCAUAUGCUGCAAUACGCCCCAAUUCAAAUUUUGGUGGUGCCAAGAACAUCUGAAGGAUAAUAAGGGCAAUAGCUGGUUACAUUUAAACAAUGUUCCUAUGCCUGCUCUGCACAUGAUACCAACCCAUACUGUAGUGAGCUCGGGGAUUACAUGCUGAAGUCUUGCUACUCUUAAUUUCCAAGUUCCUCUGGAUGUUGCUGGAAAAUCUUGUUUGAGGAUUUCAGCUACCAACUCAGGCUUGAACUCUGUCGACCCUUUGUGUAGGCCUGGCGGUGCUUCUUCACAUUGGUCAGUUCAUUGGCCCUUUCUGCCGGUCUUGAGGGAAGUGGCUCUUCUGGCUGUUGCUGUGCAACCUCUUGUGCAUAGAGCAGCAGCAGCUCAAUAUUAGUCUGAGGCAGGCAAUUUUAGGCUUGUAAAUUGUAAGUCGUGAGAUUGGUUGAGAGUUAGGUCAUAUUACAUCUCUGCAGAAUCAGAAUCCAGUUGCAGACUAUGUUGAUGUAGGGACGGCUUCUCUUGUGCAAGAAACUGUCUCAGCUCAAACAACACAAGCCUGCCAGUGGCAGUGGCACCAGGCACCUGCUCUGCUCACCACCUGGGCUCCUGGCGACGGAGAUCGCCAUUCCUGCAUGAGUUGAGCUUGUCCUGAGCAGCCGAAUCGCUGCGCGUCAAAGCAAGCGGCGGCAGGAUGGGUAGUGUGCUCCCCGGCCCAGCAUGGAUUCGGAUGCUGACCUCUGUUUUUUUGGAUAUUUAAUUUUUUGCCAUCUGGAUGGCAACUCUUCGAUCGCCAGUUUUACAUUUGCCACAUGGAAGAGAUCCAUGCCAAUUUUGCUUACCUGGCACAAUACAUGGGCUCGUCAGCAUUGAAAUGACUCCCCUACCCCUGCCUUAUCCUUCACCUGCCUGACGCCCCUUCGCCCUGACCUCGCGGCUCAUUUCUGCUUCCUCUCGCCAUUCUCCAUCUCGCACCGCACCGCUGCCGCUAAUGAAUGUCUCGUCGGAGGGCGGUGUCGGCGACUGCUUCAAGCAGGAGUGCGUCAAGAGUGAUGCAAGGCAACCCCGCGUUUGGCAAGGAGACCGGAAUACCCUUGAUUUAGUGUACUACCUGCGGGCAAGCGUGGGUCAUUGAGCUAAGGGCUUGGACGGAAGCUAAUGAUGGCUAGGUGUUCUUCAAAUGCCCAAGAUUCGUGAACGGGGUGAGUUGGUGAUCCGAUUUGUUUCGUUUUUUUCUUGAAUUUUUAAUCGGUGACCUAGGGUUGAUGUAUGUGAUUUCUACUACUGGCAAAAGGAGUACCUUCACAAACUUGUGGAACUAGGUAGGAUCACAGUGCAUCCUAAGGCACAAGUAGAUUCGAGCUCUGAAGAACAUGAUGAACAUGCCGUUUCAAGCUAAGACAGGAGCAGCAACGUGGAAGAAAAGCUGGAUGUAUUAGUCAAGACACUUAAGUUGUUGGUGUUUAUGGUGGUUUGUAGGUGUUGUUGUGGGCAUCAUGUACCUGAGGAAGUGAUAAUGUAAUGUAUGGGAAUGUUGGCAUUUGAACAAUUUAUGUUAGAUGGCAAUGAACAGAUGGGUUAAUGUUGAA